AAAAAGUUAAAGAGAAGUGGAGCGGGUAACGUGGCAGCUGAGAAAGGUGGGACAGAAGAGUAGGACAGGAAAAACUCGGACAGAGGAUCUUUUCCUCGGACAGAUGAUCCCGAGCCGUUGGAGAGACGGGACAAGAAGAUAUAUAUCCAUACCCAUGGAUUUUAGGGCGAGCCUUGGUGGCUAGGGUUUUCUCUGUUUGUUGAUUGCCGCGUGAGUUGCUCGAAAAUGUGGGAUGCAUUGUUUGAUUGGGAUUUUCCAGAUUCAGAUUCAGAUUCAGAUUCAAAUUUAUGCGACGAUGAGUUUGGCCUCGUUCAGUUGUUUGGGGACAAAAAACCAGACAUGGAGUUGCCUCCUUCAGGAUCACCAAGGGCGUAUUCGUGGAGUGAUGAUGAUAGUGGUUGUGACAAUGAAGACAUAACCGUACCAGUUGAGAAGAGCGAUGGGUUUGAUGUACAUUAUACCUAUCGGAUGGUCAUAAGCGACAAGACUGGCUUGGAUUUCAAGAUGUUCUCGCAGGUUGCGGUGGAGGAAUACAACCGUCGCUUCAAGGAUUCAAAUAGUGAGCUGGAGUUUGUGAAGGUUUUAACGGCAUUGUCUCAGCUAUGCGCUGUUAUCAUGUUAUAUUUAACCUUCGAGGCCCAGGAUCUUGCUGAUGGAGGGAUGGUUAAGAUCUAUCAAGCUGUGGUGUGGUGGACGGUAGAUGAUGUGAAGGUGCUAUCCUUUAGGCUUAAACCUCCUGAGGAUGAACAAGGUUCAUGCAAUCAUGGGAAUGAAUGGUUUUGGAAAGGUCACUAGUGCUUAGUAUGUUUGUUUCAUCACAUGGAAGUACGAUGUAAGUUAUUGGACCGAUAAUGACGUUUUUGGUUGUUACGAGGAAAAUUAAUUAUGUCAUCGUCCUAUUUAUGGCCUGUUAUGCUGUUGGUGUAUUGAAGCACAAGAGCUGAAGCAAUUCUCUAUGAUACAUGUGAGGAUAUCUUUCACCAAAUACAGGAUUGCUUUACCGGACCCAA
Molecule: messenger RNA, 1010 nt
Organism: Rhododendron vialii
Lineage: Eukaryota; Viridiplantae; Streptophyta; Magnoliopsida; Ericales; Ericaceae
Exons: 4
Coding region: 226-795 (189 amino acids)
Source: RefSeq, a predicted model, not a curated record